This is a messenger RNA of Poecilia reticulata (guppy), 831 nucleotides long. It is a transcript of the gene ndufc1, whose product is annotated as NADH:ubiquinone oxidoreductase subunit C1. Gene Ontology annotation, cellular component: mitochondrion; respiratory chain complex I. Lineage: Eukaryota; Metazoa; Chordata; Actinopteri; Cyprinodontiformes; Poeciliidae. The record is from RefSeq and is a predicted model, not a curated record.
AGUUUGUUCGAGUUUUCGGCGCUCUAUGAGUCAGGCCUUCCAGGCUUUGAAAUCCAUCGUAGUCGACAGUAACUCUCAGGCAGGCGGAAUUAAACCCAGCACCGAGGCAGCUGUCAGUGCUAAAAUGACGUUCAGCCGCUUGUUAUCUCGAGCUGUUCUCGUUAACAGGGCCGGAUCCAGAUCAGCCUUCACUAGCUCCAAGAUGGACACAGCCAACCCCAACUGGCUGCAAGUGGGUCUUGCAUUUGGAACAUCGGCUUUUAUCUGGGGCCUGCUCUUCAAACAGCACAGCACAGAUGUUCACAAGUACGAAGUGAAAAAAGGCCUUCUGUGAUCUCUAGGGAAGGCAGGAAGAGUUUGUAUCCUCUCUGUUGGACACAUCUGCUUCUAUUCCAUGUAACCCCCCAACCAGAACUCUGUAGAAUACAAAGAAAUAMGAUAAAUAAAUGUUAGGUGUGAACUGUGGAGUCCUGAUUACUUUGCGUAUGUAAUUAAGAAGGAUUUGACUGACACCAGGACGUUAUGUCUGUAUUCACUGUUACAUUUCUAUUAAUCAACUUUACACUCUUAUUUCUGYCCUGUGUUAAAGGAUGUAGUCAUGUCUGUGAUGAUGCAUGCUGGGAGCUUUUAUCUGAACAAAGACUUUAUCUGACAUCAUUAAUUCAUUUCACAGUUACUCAAAAUCACAGUGGAGAGCAAAGGUGGAUCAACUAAGUAUUCAUCAGUGGGGAUGAAUUCAAAUGCACUACACACUUUUCAGAUUUUGAAAAUCAYGUGUCACUUGUAUUUACUGUUAUGUGAUUCUGUGAGUUGAUUGUCACUCAAUAUUGA